Molecule: messenger RNA, 1122 nt
Organism: Diplodia corticola
Lineage: Eukaryota; Fungi; Ascomycota; Dothideomycetes; Botryosphaeriales; Botryosphaeriaceae
Product: methyltransferase domain-containing protein
Exons: 4
Coding region: 1-1122 (373 amino acids)
Molecular function (GO): methyltransferase activity
Source: RefSeq, a predicted model, not a curated record
AUGUGGGCUCCGGAUGGUCGCGCAUCCCUGAUGAUUCCCGCUUCAAACUCUCCGCCCGACUCAGGCGCCGCGCAUCCGUCCGCGCCACCCACCAUGUGCACUGCAGAAGCCCAGCCCGCGACUGGGCCUGACGUCCCGGUCGACCCUGCGUACGAAAAUAACGACGACGCUGACUCGGCCCUGGGCGACACCACCUCGGUCGACGACCAGCUGUCGACCUUCUCCGCCUCGCUCACCUCGUCCGUCGUCAACUAUCCCUUCCAGAACGGCCGCCGCUACCACGCCUACAAGGAUGGCUCGUACAUCCUGCCCAACGACGAGCCCGAGCAGGACCGCCUCGACCUCGCCCACGCCAUGACGACCAAGCUGACCGCCAACCGCCUGCACCUCACCCCGCUGCCCGACCACUUUAGCGGCCGCGUGCUGGACAUUGGCUGCGGCACCGGCAUCUGGUCCAUCUGCAUGGGCGACCAGUUCCCCGACGCCGAGAUCCUGGGAAACGACUUGAGCCCCGUGCAACCAUCGUGGGUCCCGCCCAACGUCAAGUUCGAAAUCGACGACAUCGAGAAUGAAUGGUCGUACAGCCAGCGCUUCGACUUCAUCUUCUCGCGCUACCUCGCCGGCGCCAUCGGAGACUGGCAGCGCCUCGUGCGCCGCGCCUACGCCAACCUCGCUCCAGGCGGCUGGGUCGAGUUCCAGGACUAUGACUCGGUCUACUACUCAGACGACGGCACCCUGACCGACGAGCACGACAUGAAGAAGUGGCUAGACACGCUGCGGCUGGCCUGCCUGGACGCGAAGAGGGCCUGCGACCCGGGCCCGAGGCUGGAGGGCUAUGUGAAGGAGGCGGGGUUCGUGAACGUGCAUCAUGAGGUGUUCAAGGUACCGGUUGGCGGAUGGCCCAAGGACAAGAGUCUGAAGCAGUGCGGCCUGAUGAACUUGAUCCAGUCGCUCGAAGGCCUCGAGGCCUUCUCGUACCGCAUCUUCACCGACAUGCUAAAGUGGGAAGUCGACGAGGUGAACAUCUUCCUGGCCAAGGUGCGGAACGAUCUGAAGAACAAGAACAUACACGCCUACUACAACUACCACGUCGUCUAUGCGCAGCGGCCUGAGGGGUCGUAG